AUGAUUACCAUGCGCGCAAGCGUUGCAGCGAGGAUCCCAGGGCGACGUCUUCAUCUGGUAAAAAGACGAUCUGGGCGGACUACCAGAGCCGCUGGCUGUGAUAAGUUUUGUGAGAUGCAAAUAGGUAAUUCCUUUGGGUAUUGUGAACCCAGAGCUUCCGCGUAUAAUGGUCUAACAGUCUGCAUCUGUGAUAUACAUCUUAUCUAUUUCAUAGGCCUUCUGCAUAUUUCUUGCGAUCUUAUGACACUAAGCAUUGAAUUAGCCUCGACCUUGAGAAGCAAUUUGCUUCGCUUGACUAUCUUCCAUCAGUGUGUCUUAUGGGAUGGCAAUUGUCUUGCUUCUAACGUGAUUCAAUGAAGUAGACUACAGCAUUUUCUUACAUCUCCAAUUUUAUUGUCCAAUUCGUUACCUAUUAACUUUCCGAGUGUUGUGUGAAUGAUUAAUGAUUAUAGUUAUACAAGGGAGGUGGCUGUCUGCACGUGCGCAAGUCACAUCUUCAAUAAGUUGAAAAGUCUCUGAAAAAAGUAGUUCCCGUAGUUGAAAAAAGGUGAUAUUGCUAAUGUUGUUACCUAAUCUGGCUUUGUACGUUGAUCAGCGUCGUUCGACAAUCGCUUUUGUCUCGUGAUGAGGCCUUAUCUCAUGCUGUGCCGGGUACUUAUACAAGACUGCUCAAUGGAUGAGAUCGACCAUUAAUGUAAAUGGGUGCUCAGUGUCGUGUUUCUUUUCUUCAGAGGCCAAGUAUUACCAUUUUCUCUUUAUCAAUUUUUCGGAUCUAGCUAUGGCAAAGUAAGUGCGAAAUAUCUAAACAAAUACAUGCGAAGCUGCAUUAAUGAAAUACGCAAGGACAUGCUAGCGCUAUUAUAACUACUACUGCUACUUCUAACGAAGACCAACAGACCAAACUGACGUCGUGGCGUCAGCACAGAUUUUGCGUGUGCACUGAGUGAGUGAAUCCAUGGGUGAGGACGUAGGUUCGACAUUCGAUCGCAAUCAAGCCAAACCAGGUGAUGAUGCCUGUAAAAUGAUAUGAAGAAGCAGCUACUUGGUAUUAUUCAAGUGCGGACGUGUUAGUCUGAGUCUCAUAAUCCUUAUACCCGCCGUUUCUAGAAAAUUUCAAGGGAAGGAAGGAAGACUCGAUGGUAGUGCUAAGUUCACUAAAAAGAAUACCUAUGAAUGUGAGCUCCAAAGUGAGUUUUUGGGUUCGAGGCUUUUGCUGCGGAAAUACUCUGCGUGAAUGUGUUGCAUCUCCAUAUGAUAAAUCACGGCGCAGGC
Molecule: messenger RNA, 1272 nt
Organism: Amoebophrya sp. A25
Lineage: Eukaryota; Dinophyceae; Syndiniales; Amoebophryaceae
Source: the annotation of a GenBank genome assembly